AUGUCUGUCCCUUUAACCAAAGUCGACUCUGCCAUCGCUGGCUUGCCCAUAGCGGACGAAAAACCAAUUGAGAAAGAUGUCAAGCAGGGCACGAAGAAGCGUAACUCAUCAACAGCAGAAGGCGUCUGGUCCAUGAAAGACCUUGAGGAACAAAAGAUCGAAAUCACCCUACCCAUCGAGACCCAGAAGACUGGGUGGAAACUCAAUACCUCCCCCACCACCAUCGAGGACAAGGACAUCCUCAAAAUGCUUCUCAUCAAUCCCCCAGUCAAGAAGAUUGACCUCCACUUCCCCCUAGGUUUGGAAGUGACCGCUCGUAACUCCAAGGGCGUCACGAUCAAGGAUGCACUAGAUGCUAUCUACAAGCAGUUCAAGAAGAAGGCGGACGACGAGCUCGACAAGCCCUACCUGGCCGGCUUCGAGUGGGACAAGGACGAGAGCUGGACUCGCUUGGUGGUUCACCAGACCAAGACAGGUGCCCCCGCGCCUCCAAGCAAAAAGUCCAAGAAGAAGGCCAAGGAAGAGGCAUAG
Messenger RNA from Penicillium olsonii, 531 nucleotides. Lineage: Eukaryota; Fungi; Ascomycota; Eurotiomycetes; Eurotiales; Aspergillaceae. The record is from the annotation of a GenBank genome assembly.